UGUCUUGUAUCAUUAUUCUCGUUUUGAUUACUGUGAUUCGAUUUUCGUUACGCAGAAGAAAAAUAAAAAAUGGCUCGCACCAAGCAGACUGCUCGUAAGUCAACUGGAGGAAAAGCUCCCCGGAAACAACUCGCGACAAAAGCAGCAAGAAAAAGUGCACCAGCAACUGGAGGAGUAAAAAAGCCACAUAGAUACAGGCCCGGAACUGUCGCUCUCAGGGAAAUUCGUCGGUAUCAAAAAAGUACCGAACUUUUGAUUAGGAAAUUACCUUUCCAACGUCUCGUUCGUGAAAUUGCUCAAGACUUUAAGACUGAUUUACGUUUCCAAAGUUCAGCUGUCAUGGCCCUUCAGGAAGCUAGUGAAGCCUAUUUGGUUGGUCUUUUCGAAGAUACCAACUUGUGUGCCAUUCAUAAAAUGACCGGCCGUGGAAAAGGAGGAAAAGGAUUGGGAAAAGGAGGAGCGAAAAGGCAUCGUAAAGUUCUUCGCGAUAACAUCCAGGGUAUCACAAAACCGGCAAUUCGCCGUCUUGCUCGUCGUGGUGGUGUGAAACGUAUUUCAGGAUUGAUUUACGAAGAAACUCGCGGAGUGUUGAAAGUGUUCCUGGAAAAUGUUAUUCGUGAUGCCGUUACAUACACCGAACAUGCUAAAAGGAAGACAGUCACAUCAAUGGAUGUUGUCUACGCUCUAAAACGUCAAGGACGUACUCUCUACGGUUUCGGCGGCUAAAUUUCCUCCUGACAAAAAAAAAAAAAAAAUAACAAUCGGCCCUUUUCAGG
Messenger RNA from Leptopilina boulardi, 776 nucleotides. RefSeq names its product histone H3-like. The transcript has 2 exons. Gene Ontology annotation, cellular component: nucleosome. The record is from RefSeq and is a predicted model, not a curated record. Bases 70 to 726 code for a protein of 218 amino acids. Gene Ontology annotation, molecular function: protein heterodimerization activity; structural constituent of chromatin; DNA binding. NCBI's taxonomy places the organism in Eukaryota, Metazoa, Arthropoda, Insecta, Hymenoptera, Figitidae.